UCGGAUAAACAACUUUAAAUUGCUAAAACUCUAACAAAACGUUUAAGAAACAUGUUAUUUUAGAUAUAUUAUGCCCUUUGUCACGUCUCAAAACGUUUAGACGAUUUAUAUAUUCAGUUUUUAUUUAACUGUAAAUAAACUAGUAUUUGUAGCGAGUAGGUUUUAAAUAUCAGUAUAUUUACAACUUUAAAUAAAAUGAAAUUUUAAGGACGUAUUGUAGUUUUUAAGGAAUAUUUUAAAAAUAGUGAAUUGAACAAAAUGAGAGAAGACAAAAGCAUAAAAGGUGGAAAGGAUUUAUUCUUCGAAGACACAGUAUGUUCUCCAAAAAAUGUAAUUUUACAUGCUUUGAAGCUCAUAUCGCUGUUCACAAUUCUGAUACUGAUUGUUGUGAUGAUAGUUUCAAUUGUGACUUGGUCCAGCACUGCAAUGGGGACAAAAACUUUUAGCGAUACAUUUGUGCAUCUUCUUAGUAAAGCUGCACACUUUUGGGCAAAAUGCGUUUUGGUCUUAAUUGCAGAAAUUGUAUUUGCCUGGUAUUCGUUCCACCGGUUUGAGCUAGGACACAGCGAAAUCAUGUCUAUCGUUCAAAUUGUCCUAUUUUUUAUUUUGUUUUUUGUCGUUAUUUGUAUACUUAUACUACAGAACCCUUUAACAAUUUUUGUAUUUUGGCUUUCAUAUUUCUUCAGUUUUGUUUUCUUUUACUUUUCAUCAUGCUACAGGUACGGCUUAAAACCGCCUUCUGUAGAGCAACUACCUAUUUAAACAACAGUUAGUAAAAGAAAAUAUAAUAGACAAGAUCAACAAGGAAAGGCGGCGUUCAAAAGAUCCUAACAAAAGAUCUUACCUUUCCGGAACAACCAAAAUACUUGUAUCUAAAUAGAUAUUGCACUAUAUAAGUGGUUCUGUAUUAUUCAAAAUGUACAAAAUUGAUAUUUCCUACUUUAAUUCUAUCUCAAAAUUAUAAAAGCUUGAUUUUUUACUGCAUUGCAUAUUAAUUUUAUAUAAAUAUGUUUGUUUGUU
Molecule: messenger RNA, 1020 nt
Organism: Ruditapes philippinarum (Manila clam)
Lineage: Eukaryota; Metazoa; Mollusca; Bivalvia; Venerida; Veneridae
Exons: 3
Coding region: 259-762 (167 amino acids)
Source: RefSeq, a predicted model, not a curated record